UCCUUGUUUAAUUGGAAUACCGAGAUUAAACUCAUGAAGAUCAUACACAGGUUUGGCGUCGCCCUGAAUGCACUCAGUUCGUGAGAGUGGUGGUCUUAGGUUCAAAUCUCAGUGUCAGCUCCAAGUUACCCUCAGACCAUGGCGGUCUCAUAUUACACUGUUGAACUGGUCAAAUGGUUUGCAGAUGAUUAUAUGUGUCAUUAUCUCCAUGACUUAAUUUAUAAUCAAGUUUUUCCUUGGUCUAACAUGAACUAUAUAUUAAUAUCUCAAAGGCUUAAUAUUCACCGAACCCUGAAGUUUUAUAUACUUAUACGCUGAUAUAAUAAUCAGAACCGUGAAUAGACAAGUAAAUUUAUUAUUUGUCCGCAGAACAUAUUGUUGAAACCAGGACUAUGUAACUUUAUUAUUGUCCGAUGUAUAGAAUUAGCAUACUUUUGUCACCCUUUCAAAUUUUAAUAAUGAAAAGCCUGCCGUGCAGCCAAAGGUAUGAAGCAUUACAUAAGUGUCUUCAGUGGCCACUGGCCAGUAGUUCUCAUCACCAGCUCCCUUGUUGUGUAGCAAUUUCGUUUAGUUCAUCGCAACCAUGGCUGCAAAACGAUUUGCAGCAUGCUUUCUUAUGCUGGUUUUGAUCUCCUUACUAGUUGCUUAUUCUUUUUCUUUACCACUAAACUGGAGAUCUUUGAAUUUAAUCAAAAAAGUAAACUGCAAAGGACCAUACAUUGGCCUUAUCACAGUGUUUCCACCAGAAGAGACUGCCUUUUUUCAGAUUGGGGCUUUUAAGCCUAAUCAAAAGCAUCCUUCUGUGGAUCUCUCAGGGAGGCGAUUCCUGGUGGGAAAGAUCCAUGACAAGAAAGUAGUCUAUGUGAGAUGUGGAGUUGGGAUGGUGAAUGCUGCUGCAGCAACACAGCAAAUGCUGGAUCUAUUUGAUAUUCUGGGAAUUGUCCAUUUUGGCAUUGCUGGCAAUGCCAACAAUUCCUUGUCCAUUGGUGAUGUGACCAUUCCCCAAGAGUUUGCUCACACUGGCAUUUGGGAUUGGCUGAACCCAAAUCGAUCUUUGAAUUAUGAUGAAGUCGCAAACUUGGACUUUAAAAGAUACAAUGUACCAAGAGGAGAUAACCUGUUGGGACACAUUGGAUUUAGUUAUGAACAAUUUUUUUCUGAGUACGGGAAGGCUAACAUUGCUCGGCCGCUGUUUUGGGCAAAUACUACUCGGCAGUGGCUUCAGGUUGCUGCCAACUUGAAGGGGAUCAAACUGAACCAAUGUUUGAAUUCAAGCGUGUGUCUGCCACAGAAGCCGCAGUUAGUUGUUGGUCUUAGGGGCUCAACAGCCAAUAUUUUUGUGGACAAUGCAGCUUACAGGGACUUCCUUUUUCAAACUUUUCGAGUUUCAUCCGUGGACAUGGAAAGUUCAGCUGUGGUAAUGACAAGCUUGUCAAACGGCUUCCCGGUGAUCGUCAUUCGAGGGCUAUCCGAUCUUGCUGGAGGACAAUCAGGACAUAACUCAAUUGACACCUUUGGGUCUCUUGCAGCUAUAAACGCUUGCAAAGUUGUUGUACAAUUUAUCAAGCAACUGCAUCUUGAUACUAGGGAACCUGGCUUUCCAAGAUCUAUACACCCCUAAAUCUGAAGGAAAAAUAUAAUUGCAUGUGGUGAGAUGUAAGUACUUAUAAGGAGAAAGAACCGUCUUUUGUUAUUGUAAAUGCUUGUAGCAUAAUACUAAAAUAAUGGAUUCAUCAAUCCUCUGUUUAUUUUGUUUGGUAAU
This is a messenger RNA of Prunus avium (sweet cherry), 1762 nucleotides long. RefSeq names its product bark storage protein A-like. The record is from RefSeq and is a predicted model, not a curated record. Gene Ontology annotation, biological process: nucleoside metabolic process. NCBI's taxonomy places the organism in Eukaryota, Viridiplantae, Streptophyta, Magnoliopsida, Rosales, Rosaceae. Gene Ontology annotation, molecular function: catalytic activity.